AGCUUCAUUUCCUGCACAGCAAUGCUAAUGAGCUCUCUUCCUGUGUGCAUUUGUCACAAAGAUUAGUAAGACUCGUUCAUCGUCGCUAAACCUCAAAUAUGACGAAAAUAAAUUGAGUUGGAAUCAGAUGGAUACCCGCAAUCAUUGAUGUUAAGAGCAUUCGCUGGGAAAGGCCUAAAUCCAGACUUGAGCGGCAUAAAAAUAUAAGGUUAGCUACAUGUUAACGUUACCAAGACCAGUGGAGUCUCUCUGUGCAGCUGGGGUAUAGCUGGUCAACUCAAAACAGAGGGUUUAUUGCUCAGUCGGAAUCAAACUCUCUUUCCAGACAUGUCGUGGUUCAAUCAUGUCAGUCAAGGCUCAAAUCAGCAACAGCAGCCCACUGACAGACUCUCAGGCACAGACAUGCUGUGCAGUACCCUUCACUCUAGGCAGAUCGAGGGAUCACCGAACACGGCAACACAACACUGGACCAGCUGCUCCAUUCCCAGCCUGGAGGACUUUCCAUCAGCUCCACGGGGUGCAGUCAGCCCUCUCAGCCUUGAGAACCUGCUCUGCGCCUCUCACAGCGCAGGUAGGGUGAGAGAGCCUGAGCCCAUCUCUUAUGUGAGCCUCCAGGAGCAACGGUGCGUCCUGAGCUGGUUCCAGGGCUGGACCCCCGCUCAGAAGGAGCACUUCAUGCAGGACCUCCUGGGGAAAGCUGUACCUGGGAAAGUGUGCACCCUCCUAGAUUCACUCAGCACUCUUCAGGUUAAGGACAGACUACCAAACAUCUAUGAGUGCCAGCUGCGCCUGUGGACCCAGUGGUUCGAGUCUUGGGGAGAAGAGGAGAGGAAUCAUUUCCUGCACAUUCUGGAAGAGCGGGACCCAGUUUUUGUUGCUCACUUUUACAGGAGCGUAGCCGGUACAGCAGGAAGAGACUGAACGAUGUGAUGAAAAAGCUAACAAAAUGUGUGGGGAACGUGUGUUAUGUUAGGAUAAUUUUCUUACGAGAAAUGUUUGUGUAACUUUGAUGGGAUAUAGCGUUGAAGGCAAACCAUUUCAUUGUAAGAACAAAAGUUUUCUUUUAAUUUAAGCUGUUAUUAUUUAGUUUCCUACAUCAGUUUGGGCUACAUCUCACGUUAAACCACUUUUUUCUUUUUAUCAAUUAAGUUCAAAACUUUUUUGCCUCACCCGAUAUCAUAGGUGCAGUGAGGAUGUAUUUUUAUAGGCCGGCCCAGAACUUAGCAUUGGAAGGGCUCACUCUACAAAAAGUAAUGGGACUUUUCCAUUGGAUUUUGAAUAUUGCAAAACAAUUAAAUCUUAUGUUUAUGAAACUUACACGUGUUGUUCAGCACAAUGAUCGCCACAUAUUAACACCACUUUUGUGAUUUUUGAAGCGUAAAUGCAAUCCCCAGAAGUAAAAAGCUAACGUUAGGGCUAUAAACAAAACGCAUCACUGUCAGAUGACUUCACCUCACACCACUAAUCUUUGUUGUUCGGCAUGAUAACAUUUAUUGCUAAUGCUAACUAAUUUGCAGGUUUUAGGACCGAUUCCUGCACCACUCUCUGGUGUUCACUUGGUUGAAAUGUAGUUAAACUUACAAGCUUACUGUCCUUGUACAGGGCCUGCUGAUUGAAAGACCUUGAAUUUCAUGGACAAGAAGACACAUUCUUUUUGAAUAUAGAAAAAUAAACAAAAAUGCAUUA
Molecule: messenger RNA, 1686 nt
Organism: Eleginops maclovinus (Patagonian blennie)
Lineage: Eukaryota; Metazoa; Chordata; Actinopteri; Perciformes; Eleginopidae
Gene: c6h14orf119
Product: chromosome 6 C14orf119 homolog
Exons: 2
Coding region: 328-921 (197 amino acids)
Source: RefSeq, a predicted model, not a curated record